UGUUAAUUAAUCAUUCAACGUUUAUCUAUAUCAUUUUCGUUCUUCUUCUUCCUUCUUCUCUCCAGUGUUCUAUUCAACGAUGGAUUAUUCUUCAUUAACUUCUCACUUUAAUCAAUUUCGAACAACAGCGAAUUCGUUUCUCUCACAAUACGAACCCCUCACUUUACUUCUUGCACCUCUCAUAUCUCUCUUUCUCGCCAACGCAAUUCGCUCCUUUUUCAACCACCUUCACGAAAAUGGACUCAAAGCCACUUUCCUAGGGUUCUUCAUGAACUUCAUCAAAUUAAUCCCUGGUGUGAAGAGUUAUAUAGAUGCUGAAAAACAGAAGGUUGUGGAUAAGAUGCAGUCUGAUGGUAAAUCUAAAAGAGAAGGUUGGAAUACAGAGUUGCCAAACGCAGGGUUGGGGACAUCUGCCCUUGAGAAAAUGAGAGAGGAGAAAAGAAAUGACGCAGUUUGGCAAGGCAAAUGCUCGGGUACAGUCUACAUUGGAGGAAGUGAAUCUGGUGAACAUUUUUCUUUGAUUAAUGAGGCAUGCUCAAUGUUUGCACAUACCAAUCCCUUGCAUUUGGAUGUAUUCCGGAGUGUUGUACGCUUUGAGGGAGAAGUGGUUGCAAUGACAGCGGCACUUCUUGGAAGUAAAGAAAAGACAUCUGGAGGACAAAUAUGUGGCAACAUGACAUCAGGAGGGACUGAAAGUAUAUUAUUAGCUGUUAAAUCAUCUCGCGACUAUAUGAAAUCCAAGAAAGGAAUUACAAGACCCGAAAUGAUAAUUCCUGAAUCUGGUCAUUCAGCAUAUGACAAAGCUGCACAGUAUUUUAACAUCAAACUAUGGCGUGUUCCAGUUAACAAGAAUUUUCAAGCAGAUGUGAAAGCAAUUAGACGUCAUAUUAACAAAAAUACCGUUUUGAUUGUUGGAUCUUCUCCUGGGUUUCCUCAUGGGAUAAUAGACCCCAUCGAAGAACUUGGUAAUCUAGCAUCAAGCUUUGGCAUUUGUUUUCAUGUGGACCUUUGCCUUGGUGGCUUUGUUUUACCUUUUGCUCGUGAGCUUGGGUACGACAUUCCACCUUAUGAUUUUUCUGUUAAAGGGGUAACAUCAAUAUCAGUGGAUGUGCAUAAAUAUGGGUUAGCUCCCAAAGGAACAAGUAUAGUUCUAUAUAGGAACCAUGAAAUCAGAAAGCAUCAAUUUGUUGCCGUUACCGAGUGGUCUGGUGGAUUGUAUGUAUCUCCAACCAUAGCUGGAAGCAGACCUGGAUCCCUUAUUGCUGGUGCAUGGGCAGCAAUGAUGUCUCUAGGGAAAGCAGGUUACUUGGAAAAUACAAAAGCAAUUAUGGAAGGAUCAAAAAGACUACAAAAAGGCAUUGAGGAGAUUGCUGAGUUGUUUAUCAUUGGAAAACCCGAUAUGACAAUAGUGGCUUUUGGAUCCGAUGUUCUGGAUAUAUUUGAAGUGAACGAUAUCAUGUCAUCCAAAGGGUGGCAUUUGAAUGCAUUGCAGAGACCCAACAGCAUCCAUAUCUGUGUGACACUGCAGCAUGUACCAGUUGUUGAAGACUUCCUAAGGGAUUUGAAGGAAUCUGUGAAAACUGUGAAAGAAAAUCCAGGUCCAAUAAGUGGAGGACUAGCACCUAUAUAUGGGGCCGCCGGUAAGAUGCCAGAUAGAGGCAUGGUCCAGGAAUUGCUGGUCGAUUUUAUGGAUGGCAGUUACUAGUGGCGUUCAUAAAACGAACAAGUUCUAUAGGGUCACAAGAUAAGUGUACAGGGUUUAGACACACAUAAAAGACAUUUUUUUCUUUCUAAUAAUAUUAAAAAUAAUUAAUUUUAAUUUAAAGUUAUUUCUUUUGCAUGUGUGUUUAAACACUCUGUGACUGUGACUGUACAACAAUAGUUGUCACAAAAUUGUGACAUUUGUAAUUUAUUUUUCUGGGGAACAUGUACUAUAGCAGACCCCUACUAAAUAAUGAUAUUUGAUUUUACAGUACAUUGUUUCAUACUGAGAACUGAAAGAACCAUGAUUGCUUUAAAUUAAUUAGAUGAAAAAUAAAUUCCCUCU
This is a messenger RNA of Cicer arietinum (chickpea), 2047 nucleotides long. The record is from RefSeq and is a predicted model, not a curated record. NCBI's taxonomy places the organism in Eukaryota, Viridiplantae, Streptophyta, Magnoliopsida, Fabales, Fabaceae.